AUAUAUUUAAACUGCAGCUGGAGAAGGGAGGGCGGGUGAGAAGCAGUUUCUCGAAACAGCCGGCUGGUUCAUUCUCCUCUGGCUAGAGGGACACCUGUGACUGACAGGCCUUCCUUGAGAUCCAGCAGACUUUUUCCAAGGUAAGAUGACACUAGAAGGAUGCCAAAAAGGUUUGCUAAGUUGACUGCCAGUCCGCACUGUAAGAAAUAAGUGAUUUAAAAAGAGAAAGGCACCAGAUAACCAAGAAUUCACCCUCGUUCAUGCUAGGGAAUUUUUUUUGGGUAUGAAUCAGCCGAUUAGAAGGGAAGCACUUCUCUUGACAAAUGGGAGCAGAGAUGUUUCUGCCUUUUAGAAAGCAGAAGGUGGUGUGGAACUGUGGGAAAAUGCCAAGGGGACAGUCUCUCCACUGUAUAUUCAAAACUGAAGUGACCGGAAUCAAAGGAGUGUCUGACGGCAUGUGACUUUGCAUUCUUGGGACGCACCUGUCAGACUGGUAUGGCUGGCAGAACUUUUUAACCCUCUCGCUUCAAAAUAGCUGUGUGCAGGCGGAAAAAUGCUUUUGUAAAAGGCUAUUUGGGUCCUAAUGAAAUCACUGGUAGCAGAAAUGCUAUUGGUUACCUUUGCUGUAGGAUUUCUAAGAUACAGUUUCUUCAACUUGGAAGCAUCUCCCUGACUCCAGUGGCCAAACAUGGGUGAGCCUGGCAUGGUUUGGCCAGAGGGAGGUCUCUCUGCUGAGUACGGUUAUGUAAUGUUAUCACCACAGCGGCAUAUUGGUGCUGGCAGCGGGAAUGUGGAAUCUGCAGAUCAGUUACAAAGAAGUGGAAAGAUACCAGAGAGCAAUUUCAAGGGAUCAAAGGCCAAUUUCACAACUCUGAAGUCAUCCUGAAUAAUAAACUCAGGUUUAUGUAUUUAGCACACUUUUUCUCUGCUGGCAACUAUGGCAUGCCAUAAAAUGAGGACAGAAAGGGCAAUAUUUCACAUGCAUUUUGCAUUCAGACCGUGUUCUUAAUGUACGGCAAGACUUGGCCCUCUUAAGAUGUUUGCGGAGUGCUAUCUGCUACAGCUGGACAAAAUAUAGAAUUCUUUGUUCUGUUCAAGGCCUUAUUUUGUUACCUUUCAAAUAAUCUGAUCUCUUUUCUUAAGCAGCUCACCUCUUGCUAAGCUUAUCUUUCUUCCGUUAAGACCUAAUGCCUCAGGAAACAAAUUUCUUGAAGUUAGAUGGCUGAAUAUGGCCUUUCUUCAUUUCUCACAGUGCACUCAAUCUAGUGUCUCUCUAGGGUCACUGUGGGAAAUUAAAAGGGUGUCUAAACCCAGUUGUCCAGUGCUGUCUAGAGCUCUGUCAGUGCAGCUAGGUAAAGCCACAAGGACCCAGAAAACAGGACCCAUUUAGUUCCACAUUGCCUGUACUGAUUGGUGGGGUUUCAGACUGGGGACAUUCCCAGCCCUACCUCAAGAUGCCAGACUUUGGGCAUGGGACUGUCUGCAUCCAAAACAAAUGCUCUGUCACUGAGCUAUGGUCCUUCCCCAGGGCUGAGCUCAGGCACUGCAGACCUUGACUCCAUCUCUAGCUUGAGCCCACUGUCCUUCGCCAGAAUACCCAGUGGGGAUUGUAGAUGUCCACCCCUUGUUAUCUUGCUCACUGUAUAAGGAACAUAGGCAGCUGACUUAUAUUGAGUCAGACCAUUGAUCUGUAGUGGCUCUCCAGAGUUUCAGGCAGGGCUUUUUCCUAGCCCUACCAAGAGAUACCAGGGAUUGAACCUGGGACCUUUUGCAUGCAAAAGCUGCUGCUGUACCACUGAGCUAUGAGUGCAGUCCUUCACUGAGGAACUCUGCUAUUCCAAAUGCUCCUCAAUGCUCCCCUCUAAUCCCCUUGCUUAACCUCUUUUACCUUGAAACCCUCAUGGCCAAGCAAUUGACUCAUGGGAACCUGGUAUGUGACCUUGCAAAGUGGCAAUAAGGCACUACAUUGUCUGCUUGGGAACCUGCAUGCCUCCAGCGAUGAGAAAUGAAUAUUCAGGAGCGAAAGGGCCAGGAGGGAUAAGGCUGUUUGAGGUUAAGGUUGGCCUAGAUAAGAGACCCUUCUUGAAGUGAUAUACACUCCUCCUCCCAGAGCAACUGCUGUUGACACAGGAUUGAAUUGUUGUCAAAUUUGUUAGUGUGUGCUUCUGAUUACAAGGUGACAAGCAGUUAGAAGCUAAGCCGUAGAGAUAAGAGUGAUGGGGCAACAUGGCAGAUUGCUGCGACCCUGUAUCGUAGCAUAAUCUUACAUAGGCAGCUGUCCUUGUGGGAUGCAUGUAGUUGAUUAAGAACCUGAAGCAUGGGUGGGGAACUGGUGGCCCUCUAGAUGUUGCUGUGGACUACAACACCCCUAACCCUUGACCAUUGGCUAUGUUGGCCAGGCUGAUGCGAGUUGGGGUCCAACAGCACCUGGAGAGAGACAUUCCUUGUCCUUGACCUAAGAUGAACCUUGCUGAAUCAGGCAAAAAAUGGGGAAGUUACAUGUGACUAACCAUAAUCAUUCUAACAUAAUGGAUUAAUAUAUUUCACCUGUCCCUUUUAUGAAGAAGAGUCAGACAAGGAAAGCACCCCAAAGAGAACAUAGAAAGUGAAUCACAGCUACAAUAUGCCUUCUGUGUAUGUUCAGUCACAGUUCAUACCACUCUAAAUCAUUUGUUCUUCAUCUCUUACACAGACUGGGGAAAAGGAACUAAUCUUUAUAUGUAAUGAAAUACAUGGAUUUGAGCACAACAAACUGAGAAUCUUUGGGAUAUUUUCCUUACCCUAUACUCCUAAGGCUAAAUUGGAUGUGACCAGUGAUUAAGAUCUCUUGUGGUUUGUUUGGGUUUUUAUUAGAGAGAGAGAGAGAGAAGAGAAAAGGAAACCCCCUUGUGGCUGUUUUAAAGACUGAGGAAGUGGCUUCCUUUGCCCUUAUCAAAAUCACCUUCUCCUCCUCCACAUUAGCUGGUAGGUCUCAGGAUAGGACAGGCAGGCAAAGAAUGGCUAAGAUUGGGAAAAGGGCAAUGAAGGAAAGGGCUGAACCUAUUCUCCCAGCACUACUUCCCCAGUCUUCAAAGAAGCUAUAGGAAACCAAUGCGAAAGGUCCUAAUUGAAGAUCUCCUGUAGGCCUAUUCAACCCUUCACAUGCACACACUCACAAAACUGUGUGGUGUUGGCCCCCUGUCACUUCCUUGCUGCCCAUCCCCAGAACCCACCACGUUGGGGGCUGAAGCAAGUAAUUAGGAGCCUCCUCUGCUUUUGCUGAUAUUUAAAACUUUGAACACCUUGGGACCAUUUUACUUGAUGAAUGAUGGUGAUGGUUUUGAUUUAUUCCCCGCCCUUCUGCCUGAGGUGCCAGGGCAAGUCAUAACAAUUUGAAACCCGCCAUUAAAAACAGUUUAAAAUGAGUUACAGUCAAAAGAAUAGGGCAGGUCCUAAAAAUAUAAUUUCUCAGGGGCCAAAGGCCAGGGUAAAGAGGUGGGUCUUCAUCAUAUGAUGGAGACUGUACAGUGAAGGUGCCCAGCUCAUCUGUGGGGAGGGAUUUCCACAACUUAGAGGCUGCCGCAGAGAAAGCCCUCUCCAGGCCUCCAAACCCACCCUGAACUUCUGAGGAAGGUGGAACUACCAAGAGUUCCCCAAGAGGUUCUGCGGGGAUUUCCAUAUGUGCCCACUUGACUGCUUCGAUCUGCAGUACUCCCACUGCUCCAAAUGUGUCUUAAUGCACAUUCUGCCCUCGCAAUGAAUUUUUAACAUGACAGUAUCUAUGCUCUGGCAUGAGCUGCCUAUUGAUGCCAGACAGUCGCUUUCAUCGCCCACUAAAAACUUUUUUGUCUAGGCAAGUCUAUCCAGACAUGAUUUCGAAAUUAUGUAUUCAUGACUGCCGAUUUUAUCUACAUUCGGAAAUCUUUCUGUUAUGUCUACCUGUUUUUAAUGUUGCUUGAUUUUAUCAGCAUUCUCUUAUGAAUAUUUUUAAUUAGUUUAUAAAAUAAUACAGAGCAUUUUUACUUAGAGGGUUCCCCCCCCCAAUUAAGCAAUAUAUACAUCUUGUUAAAGAAAAAAAAGAAAAAAUGCAUGCUUCAUAAAAAGAGCUUGCUGGAUCCAGCCAAUGGCCCAUCUAAUUCAGCAUCCUGUUCUCACAGUGGCCAAACAGAUGCCUAUGGACUCCAGCACAAGAGCACUGUCUACUCCUGUUGUUUCCAGCAACUGGUAUUCCAGUGUGAUCUAGAACCUGGUUAAUCAGGGUUCUAGUUUGUGAGUGUGGAAAGCCUACUUGAGUAUGGCAUGCUUUCAUCUGCAGACUUUCAGUAGCUCAUCCCCAGACUUCCCCUCAUCUUGUGAAGGGCACAGUGCCUCAACAGGGCUUGUGUCACACACCUAGUUUAGAACUUGGCUUCAUACAAUUUUAAAGCAGUGGCUGUAUUUUUCAGCCUGGUAGCCCUGAAGGACCCCACAUUCUGCCUCCAGGUUACAGUAAUGCAAUGACUUUGAGGAGCCACAUGCCAAGCCCAGGGCUACUUGCCAAACUUAUGGGGAAAUGUUAUUGGAAAGUUGUCAAAGUUCUUUCUCUCCUCGAUGAACACAGCAGAAGUGCCUGAUUCAAUGAGAUGUGCUCUGGUGACUAAGAACCUCCAAAAAGAAGAGUUAUUUCAAGAAUUUCUCCCCCAGCUCACCCACUCCCCUCUCCAUUCUUGAUGCUUUGAAGAUUCUUGGUUUUCAACAACUCUGGAAAAGCAAAGAGAAGAAAACCAGGAGAACCUAUAGCUUGAAUUUGGUUGCAUUACUACCUUUGGGUUGACUUGAACAUUGCUUGUGGUUGGAAGAAUGACCUGCUUCUUGGCUGGUGGUGAUGGUGGUAGUUCCUCAUAGAAGUGAUAUUGGGCAUCAUAUAAGCUCUAAUUUCCCAUGCAAAUAGGAGACCGUCCUAGCUUCUCCCCACCCCAUGCCACCCCCAGUGUUGCUGUCCUUGUUGUACAGUGUCUGCACUGUAGACCCUACUCUACUCAUGUCAGUGUGUAGAUGAGGAUUCUAAAUUGCUCAGGAUUCUCAGCGGUUCUUCAGAAGUUCUUCCUCUGACAAUGAGGAACUGCAGGUUGCAGAAAGCUGGCGUGUCACAGGCCUCCUAAAAAGCACUUGAAUCUCACCUUUCGGAGUGGGGAGAAAGACAGAGCUUUGCACCCAAGAUGCAAAUUCAAAAAGUGGAGUGGUCAUAGCAUGCAGAAUUCUUCCAUUUUAAAAACUUGGUUGCUGAUGGUACUUCUUUCUGCUCUUACAUGCACAUAAGUAGCUUUCCACCAUUAUCAGGGUGGUGGGAGAGGACAAUGUUCUGGUGAUAACAAAUAUUUACUUGGCUUUAUUGUUGCAGACUGACUUGGAGGUCCUCGAACUUUGCUGGCGGAGAGUGAGUGAGCGCCCAACCAUGUUGCAUGCACAUCUGGAGCAGAGCAGUGCCAAGCCUCUUCCUGUAGUGAUCAUAGGUAAAUAUACACUCUAGGGAGUAAUCUACAUUGGCCAGGGCUCGUUAUCUCGCCAGGCCACCAUGUGCUCAGCAGCCUCAAGCUGCUGUUCCAAGAGCUAUAAUUAAAGCAAGAAGUGUCCUGGUAUCCCCCCUCCCUUUUUGCUGCCAACACAAGCUUGCUUACUGGAAACAAAUGGGGUUGCAGUUCUUUGCAUGCAACGGGAAUUUGUCGGGACACUUUUUCCCCCCUACAGGGGCACAGAUUGUGGGAAACAGAAGAGUUAUAUAAAAAUGCAAAGGUUUUACCCCCAAAGAGAAACGUCAACAACAUCCACAUUAGGACAAUCCUUUUAUUAAGCAAACCAAAAUGUUAUGAAAGCGCAUGCAGAGUUUUGAGAUCUCCAGAUCCCUUGAUCACAAUAAGGGGAUGGGAAUUGGCUGAUACUGGAGCCACAGAGGGAAUCUGCAUUUAGGCAACAGCCUUAAGACUGAAUGUUAGAGGAGAGAGUGGAGGCAUUCAGAUGAGGCUUUGCUGAGUGCUUUGAGGUCUCAUGAGGGACUGCUGGCAAGGAGAGGCAAAUAAUAGUUGAUCCUCCAUAUUUUUGGAAAUAUAAAAUCCAGAUGUCUCCAUUGUUAGGCACAGGAGUGGGGAAGAAAUUCGGGUUGGUUCCAUUUUAAUGUGAGCCCACCUAAUUUUCACUUCCCAGAACUAUAUGUGAAGCAAAACACAGCUGUCCUUUGAAAUUCACACUUCUCCAAAUUUUGCAAUACAGCUCUCCAAUUUACAUACAUUUUAUGCACAAAAAUGUGUAUAUGAGGGGGAAGUCUGACAAAAAUGAAUAUAUUUCUGAAGAUGGCAUGAAAAUUGUAUUGUAAUUGGCAAAACUGAUUGCAAUAAAGAGGAGAAUUAUGUGCAAAAGAAUGCACAUUAGGAGAAAUGCACACUAAAAUGCUGCCAAGUAUUUUGUGAGGACCUAAAAAAUAUAUAUGCUGGCGUGUAAAUGUGACAACGGAAUUUAAGAUUGGAAAACAGCAACUGAGAGAAACAGAAAUUGACAGUUUUGUCCAUCCCUAUGAAAGACAAAGGUUCCUCAGUAGCGACAGAGAAAUUAGGUGGAUUUUAUAUUAAGGAAGCAUUAUGUAGGAAAACUGUUUGCUGCUCAUUAGUGCUACAAUUACUAAGAUGGGGGUGGGUGGUCUGACUUGGUCUAAGCUUCCCUUAUUCCACCUCUGUUGCUCAAAAACCUCACCACCCAUCUCAUCUUAAUUGUAUGAGCAAGCUCACGAGUAGCCAAGGUAGUGUCCUCCAGAUGUUUGGGGCUACAGCUGCCACCAUCCUCAGUCAAAAUGGCCAAUAGUCAUAGAUUAUGGGAGUUGUAGUCCCUAACAUAUGAAGGGCACCACACUGCUGCCCUGAGCCAGGUUGUAAAUAUUCUUUCCCCUGCACAGAAGGCAGAGAGGGAACUUUUGAGUAUUUCUGCCCACUGGUUCUUGACUGCAGCCUAAUUGCCUGCCUACCUCCCCUCCUUUCCUUUUCUCCCUCUCCCCUUUUCAGCAGUUUAAAAAGCUUGCCAGCCCUUAUCUGUGAGCAUCUAGCCGCUGGCUGUUCAGAGGUUUGUUUGUUUUUGUUUUGCAAAGAGGAGCCUUACAUAACCCGUGCUAUGCAGGCUCAACUUCAGAUGAGAAGCAGGCACUUACAGUAAAUGCAGUGGAUUUUGGCCAUCAACUUUACUGGACCAAAUUGGCCAUAAAUGUUCUUUGCAGCCAAAGAAGUACCAGUGUGGGCUCAGAAGUUUCAGCUGGUCACCUGAGCACCCCACGGGCUUUGGAUAGCAUGGGGGUGGAUGGCGUCCCUGCGAAUAUUAAGUGUCCAUGCCUGAGACCUUCUUUGGUUGAUGCUAAGCAGGGAGGGGAGAGGGAGCACUUUAAAUAUAGCUCCUUGAGAAAUCUCUCCUCCCAGCUGGCUUUUACAAUGUGGUGACUGUGCCAAAUAGCAUAGGGAUACUAAUGCUCUGAUAGGUUGCUGUGUCACCCUAACAAGCUUUCUUGCAUUAUGCAGCUGUUGGUUUGGACACAUUCUAGUGAGGAACUGAGCUUCAAAAAGUGGCAGAUGGUUAGGCAAAGGCCCUGUAAAAUAUUAAUCCAACUCAGAAGGAGGCUGGGAGACUGAACCCUGUGGAAACUCUGCCUGAAAUAGUUAUUGGUUUCCAAGGCUGGCUGAAGAUGUUGUUACUUUUGUUCUAAAUUCAUUAGGUGCCCAACAGCUGUUGCUCCUUAGGCGCCGUGGAGGAAAAAAUUAAAAGCAGGAUAAAAAUGGCAGAACCUGACAAUGUGCAGCAUGAAGGCAGUGUUGAACGAAUGCAAAAAUGAAGCUUGAAAACAUCACAAGCAGCAAAACCAAUUUUAAAAUGCUGGUGACUAAAAACACAUUUUUUAAAAAAACACAGCAUAAAUUAUAUUUGGUUUUCAGCACCAGCCUUAGCCUUUCAAAGAUUUUGCAGUAGCAAACAUUUGACAGCAGAUUCCAGAGUGUGAGAAUUGUUGGGAUGUAAACUUCAAUUGGAGUGUACUUUAUGACUUAUGUAGAUUUACGAAAGUGGCUAUCUUAGGAACAUAUGAGACUUAAUCUGUUGGACAAAAAACACAGUUGUCAAACAGUAGAUAACCAGCUAGCAGGAAUGCUUGCUGGGUGGGGUGGAGCUGCCAUCACAAUUUCCCAUCAGGUGGACUGCUUCUUGCACCUCCAUGUCAUCUCACCCCUUCCUCUUCCAGUAAGCAACAGCAACCCUUCUGUAGGAAAGCUGGUGUUGCGGCACAAUGCUACCUGCCAAACCACGUUGGAUAACAGGGGCUGGCAGGUGGCAAACUAUGUGGGAUCAAUUUCUGGAACCCUGUGACUUAGAGGGAGAACAUUUGAUGCUUUGCCUCCAGCAGCAGAAUGUCUUGGGCCUGCUUGAUGAGCUGAAGAACCUUCCCAAGACCUGGGAACUGAGCCUCCAUCUCUGGAUAAAACACUGUGCCUUAUGGAGCCAUCUAAUUUCUCUUUCAGGAAAUGGCCCUUCGGGGAUCUGCUUAUCCUACCUACUGUCUGGCAACAUUCCCUAUGUCCGAAGGAACCCUGUUCAUCCGAAUCCCAUUCUGCAAAGGAAACUGGAAGAGACACCUGAGGUUUCCAUCUUAGACCAGGUUGGUACAGCUCUCAGCACCCUUGGUUCAUCCUUCAACAGAGGGAAUUUGGGCUCUAAAAUGAUUCUCUAUUUUAGAGCAAGUGAAGCAUGAUCUUGGCCCUGUUAAGGGCAGCUUUGUAUAUUAAAGCAAUUGCCUGGUAGGCACCAAUGAGGCACCCACCUCCCCUUUGUCAGGUGUGAGAUGACUAAAGACACAGCUGGGCCAAAGCAAGAGUUGUAGGCACCAUCAAUCAGCUUAUUGGUGGCACCAGUACUUUGUGAGAUAGUCCUUUGCAAGAAGCAGCCAUUGGCUAAUUGCCGGGGUACGUGGUACUUAUGUAAGCCCUGACAAUUGUCUGAUCACCCACAUGGCAAAAAUGGCUUGUCUCAUGCCAUUGUUCUGUCAAGUGAUGGAAAAGUGGAUGGGGUGGCCCACCUGUCAGACGUGGCCUGUGAGGUAUUUAUGUGUGAAGGAGAUAAGGACUUCCAUUCCUUAUCCUUGCAUUAAAUAGUGCGUCCAGGGUAUAAGGAGUGCCACUUAGAAUAAACAGGAAAGGGAUUGUACAUUCAUCUAGCAUUCAUUCAUUCAUGGCCCACUUUUUUCUCCAAGGAGCUCCAGGUGGUACACAUGGUUCUCCCCCUCAUCAUUUAACCCCUGCAACAACCCUGUGAGGUACUCAGGCUGAAAGGCAAUGACUGGCCCAAGGUCACUCAGUGAGCUUCAUGCUGAGUGGGGAUUUGAACCCUGGUCUCCCAGGUCCUAGUCUGACACUCUAACCACUAUGCCACACUGGCUCUCCCGAUGACUGCCCACAACUAAGCCUUCUGAAUCCAGAAUUUGUGAUGAUUAGAAGAUUGGUGUUCAUCAAGAGUUCUCUCUUUCCCUCCAGGAUAUUGAGUACCUAUCUGAAGGUCUGGAAGGGCGAUCCUCCAGCCCAGUUGCUCUCCUUUUUGAUGCCCUGAUGCGUCCAGAUACUGAUUUUGGUGGGACUGCAGAUUCGGUCCUUGCUUGGUCACAUCAACCUGACAGAGCCAUUCCUCAUCUGGUUCUUGGCAAAAACCUUCCUGGAGGAGCCUGGCAUGUAAGUGCAAUUCUAUAUAUUGGAUCCUUUAAAACAGUGGCAACAGUUUGUUGACCCAUCUUAGAAGUGGUUGGUCCCUUAAGGCUCAACCCAAGCUGAUAUUUUCAUCCAUGAGGGAUGACCCAUCACAGGAGUCGAAAAUCUUUUACAACCCAAGGGCCACAUUACCUUGUAGAGAACCUUCCAGGGACCACAUGUCUGUAGGGUGUGGGACCACAGGCAAAAGUGGGCAGUGGGCAUGGGUCUUACCUUUGAAUGAUAGGGUAAUUUUCAGCCACACAAAGUCAGAGAGCUAUACCCACAGCUCUCUAUCCCCAGCAAGCAAGUGACAUUACCACACUUUCAGGACCUGUUCCACCCAGGCAAGAAUCCCAAGAGCCUGAGGGGGUGUAUUUGGCCCCUGAGUUUGAGGUUCACCAUCCCUGGCCUAUUGCAAUCCGCAAGAUGGCUAGACUUUUCCUGUUCAGGGUUGAAAUAUGUCAACUAACUAUGGAGUUAUGGGAUGUGCUUGAACUGCAAUUUAUCUGAACAAGUUCUGAGCUGUUUAUAUGUAUUCCUGUUCUAUCAGUGAACUCCAGCAGGAAGAAAUAAUGGUUGAAAGCAUGUGCUGGAUUUGCUAGACGUAAGCCAAUUUAGUCCCUGUGGCAGGUUUCUCGAUGUUUUGGACCACAAUUCCCAUCAGCCCAGGCCAACACAGCCAUGUGGGUUAGGAUUGAUGGUAGUUGAAGUCCAAACAUGUGGUGGACACUCUGUUGAUGAAGGCUACUCUGUUGGCUUGUCAUAAAUAUGCAGAGCCAAAGAAGAUUGAACAUUCCACUUAAUCUCUUGCAACACCCACAUUUAUUUUUAGAAUAGGCAAAGGAAUUAAAGGGGUGGCCAGAGACCCCAUGAGACUUGCUACACUGCAGUGCAGUUUUCAUCCAUCUCCAGCUACAAUUCAUUGAUUUAUGUGAUAUCUUCAUUCUUUUUUAAGUCUAUCGAGGGAUCCAUGUUCACACUGAGCCAGGGAGACUGGAUGGGGCUUCCUGACCUGCAGUUCAAAGACUGGUUGAGUAAGAAGAAAAGGUACGCUUGCUCUUGGAUGAAAAUAAUCAAAUGAGAAGCUUUUCUUAUUAUUUCUUGCAUUUAUAUCUCAACUUUCCUCCAAGGUGCUCAUAGUUCUCCCUCCCCCAUUUUAUGACAGCCCUGUGAGGUAGGCUAAGCUGAGAGACUGGCCCAGGCUGACCUAGUGAGCUUCUUGGCUGAGUGGGGAUUUGAACUCUGAUCUCCCAGAUGCUAGUCCCACACUCUAACCAUUGCCUCACAGUGGCUAUGUACUUAGUAGGCCCAGUAGAUCCAAGGCAUCAUGUUACCUGUCCUAUUAUGACCAUCCAUGAUCAAAGAAACCUCUUGACUGCACAAAAGCAAAUAAAUGCAUGUAAAAAAGUCCUUCUUGUUGCAGUCUAGUCACUGUGAAGGAUUUUUUUCAAAUGCCUUAUUUGGGAUGUCUUGCGGGAGGCACUAUUCGGCUGGUAUGGGGAGGAAAGGUGGCUUUGCCUCUGCCUAGCGUUUUGCUUGUAAUCCACCAAAAGCCCUCUGGGUAAAACUGAUUAACUGUAAAAGGGAUGUUCCACCUCAGUUCUGCAGGUGCGGACUGAGUCAACAAGCAGUCAGUUGAGUGUACAAGCCCAAACACAAAAGAUAAGUAGAACAAAGAUGCAAAAGGAACUACUGUAACCUUGAAUACAAUCCACAGAAUUUGAUAACUGGGCGUUCUUUUCUGUGGGCUGUAGUUAUUAUGAAUUCUUUUCUGUGAGCUGUAGUUAUUAUGAAUUGGGCACCUUGCAGUGAACUCCACUGAAGCUAGCUGUAUUUUGAAGUAGAAGCUUAGGCAGCUGACUUAUACCAAGUCAGAGCAUAGGUGCCCCUAGUUCAAUGCUGCCUGAACCAGUGUUCUUCAGCCUUGGUACCCAAAUGUUGCCCCAUCAUCCCUGGUUGUUGGCUAAGGGUCAUAGACCAGCAUGCUCCAGCCUUGAGGCUCAAGACAUUGUUGGACUACAAUCCCCAUAAUCCCCAGCCAGCAUGGUCAGUGAUCAGGGAUGAUGUGAGUUAUAGUCCAGUGAUAAUUGAUGAUCCAAUGUGGAAGGUAGGCUGUUUUAAAAGUUAAAAUGUGUACAGUACCUUGAAUUUGCCUCAAUGACACCUUGCUGAGCAAUGCAAGGUGGUGAAGAUUAGCCUGAAUAAGUUGCCAUAGGAAAUGUGUUCCUUGAUCAUAUGUCUGUACUGAUAGUCAUAUUCUUGUUACAGGGGCUUCAGAAAUAACAGGGCGACUGCAGGAGACAUAGUCCAGUAUUAUCAGUACUAUGUGGCAAAGAAAGGGUUAAAGAAAAACUUUCGCUGUGGAACUCUCGUGACGUCUGUAAAGAAACUGAGUGUGGAUGUAGACUCCUGCUACAACAGUCAAAAUCCACAAAGCAACCCCCAGGUAGACAGUGGGAGCCUCUUCCAGGUUGACGGGUUUCUCACAACGGUCAGUGGUACACAGCCCUUCUCUGUGUAUGCGGAAAAUGUGGUUUUGGCCACAGGGACAUACGACAGCCCAUCCCACUUAGGGGUGAAAGGGGAGCACCUUCCAUUUGUCCACCACACACUCUCCGCCCUUGAAGAAGCUGUAAAGAACAAGGAGAUUGGCAUGAUGUCCGACCCGAUCCUGAUUGUUGGCGCUGGGCUCACUGCGGCAGACGCCAUCCUCUUUGCUCACCAUUGCAACAUCCCAGUGAUUCACGCCUUCCGCAGAAAGGUCAAUGACCCAGCCCUCAUCUUCAACCAGCUCCCUAAGACAAUGUAUCCCGAGUACCACAAAGUCCACCAGAUGAUGAAAGAGCAGGCCAUCCCUUACCCGGGGCCAUAUGAAUGCUAUGUCAGCCUUCCUGAGCACCACAUCGUCACCUUCACAGAGGACAGGAAAUGCAUCUUUUGCGAUAAGAGCGGCCACCAGAAAAUACACAACAUCUCCAUGGCUUUUGUCCUCAUCGGCUCCAACCCUAACCUAACCUACCUGCCCAACAACGGUGUGGACUUGGCGGUGGACUGUGAGCAGCCGGUCAGCUCCAAGAGGAACCCCAUCGAUGUUGAUCCCUUUACCUACGAGUCUGUCCACGAGAAGGGACUCUAUGCCAUGGGACCAUUAGCUGGGGACAAUUUUGUGCGGUUUGUGCAAGGUGGUGCUUUGGCGGUGGCCAGCUCUCUGCUGAAGAAGGCCAACCCCAACCCCCCAUAACACUUGCGGACAUUCCCCUUAGAGAAAGACCCACAGCAGCCUUUGAGAAGAGGGGAACUGAACACGUGCAAGUCUACCAGAUAUAAAGUCUCUCCAUUGUAGCAUUUGGUAGGUCUGCUCUGAAAGGCCAGGUCGCAGAUUCAAGACAAUGUGCUUGCGGGACGUGCUGCCACAUGCCCAACUUUUUCUCCCUGUUUUACAAGUUGGGGAGGCAGCUCUAUGCAGGCUUUGGCACACAAGAAGUGGAAAGGUGCUGGAACAGCUGCUGGUUUCUGGAUACUCAGAGUGAAAUUGGCAACAGGGUCUCCUUCGAAUGUAGAUCAGUGUUCACAUUUAUUAUGUAGAUUUCUCUAAUCUUCACUGUCCCAUAAAAAAAUACCAUUCUGAACAUCUGUGAAAUAGAAAGCAUCACUCAAAAAGAGUGCGUGACUUGGAUCCAAAGUUGCACAAAGCUGUAAACUUAAUUUUAUUUUUAUUUUUUUUAAAGCCAGGCAGUGCCCACGGGUCUCAAACCGCUGGAAGCAAUUAGGGGAUCUAAGCAAUGCUUUGAUCGAUGGAAUCGCUGGGCUGAGCUGGCUCCUUUAUUUUAUUUUUUUGAUACACUAAUGGUGCCAAGUGGGUUUUUCUUGGGCCCAUUUGGCAGUAGCCCCUUAUUCCCCCAAAGUCCCACAAACAUUGGGGGGAUCCUCUAGAGUACAUUUUCAGGAGCGUAAGAAGGUUCUGCAGCUAAUUGGCAAGUUCCUAAAGUAGCUCUAAGGACAUAACCUGCUUUUGUGGGUAUUCUAAGGGCAUCCUGAUGUUGAAUAUUGUGUUGUAGCCCAGCCUUCUCCAACCUGGUUCUUUCCAGAUGUUUUGGACUGCAACUCCCAUCAGCCAAAGCAGCACAGCCAUGCUGUCUGGGGCUGAUGGGAGCUGUAGUCCAAAAUACCAGUAGAGCACCCCUUGGCAAAGGCUUCUGUACCUGCCGCCCACUGCUCUCCUGCUCUCCUUUAGAGGUGUGGAUUUUGAGUAGUCUAGCUAAGCAAUCAUGGAUGCAACAGCUGAAAUCUCAGGAAAUCCUUCAAUACCCCCUUGUUGACUUUAGGUCUACAUGCUGAAUUUUAUAAACUUAAAUUUUGCUGGUUUAUAAGCAAAAGGUUUUUCAAAAAGAUUUUAAAAGAUUAUAUUAUGGAGUAUUUUUUGUAUACUGUUUUUAAAUAAAAAUAUUUUGGCGUUU
This is a messenger RNA of Podarcis lilfordi (Lilford's wall lizard), 14176 nucleotides long. The record is from the annotation of a GenBank genome assembly. NCBI's taxonomy places the organism in Eukaryota, Metazoa, Chordata, Lepidosauria, Squamata, Lacertidae.